Molecule: messenger RNA, 2477 nt
Organism: Triticum urartu
Lineage: Eukaryota; Viridiplantae; Streptophyta; Magnoliopsida; Poales; Poaceae
Source: RefSeq, a predicted model, not a curated record
CCCCCAGAUCCAUCCUCGCGCCGCCCUCCUUCUCCCGCAACCCCAAACCCGGCCCCACCGCCGAUAUCCACCCCCAACCCCAGCCCCAGCCCCGCCGGCGACCUCCUCCCUCACUCCUCGACUGCCCGGCGACAACCUCUACUUCAUACCCGCCGGCGACCUCCUCCUUCGACUCCACCAUCUCCUUCUCUCCACGCCGAAACCCUAGAUCGACGCCAUGGCCACCUCGCAGGCGGCGCAUGCAGGCCAUCCAAGACGGCGGGGCCAUGUCCGCCUCGUCUGUGGGGACGGAGGCGGCGGCGGUUGUCAGGAAGAUGGUGAACCUCAGCUCCCCUCCCCGGCGGUGCCGCCGCCGCUGCUUGUGCUUCUGUUGCUGGUCUCCAUCUCCUGCUCGCUCGCCCAUGGCAGCCCAGCUGUUGGAGGAGGACUUGGUGGUGCUAAGGAAUGGAGUACUGCAAGGACGGACGCCGCUUUCGUUGAACUUAGAAGGGAUCCAAAUAGGUUGUAACUGGGAGUAAAAUAUGUGUCUAAACUGAUCGUCUGGUGCGAAAAUCGACGACCAAGAUCCAGUUAUGUGUAUUGCAGGACAACACCUUUCAUUAGAUACACUUUGAUGCUAUUUAUAGCAUGAUUUUCUAUUUCAGACUUAAAACUAAAAUUCUGAACAACUAAAAUCGCUCUUGUUCCUUAUUUUUUUAGGGCGGUUCCUCUCGUUUUACUGGUUCGUCCUCUCCUUCAUGAUUGAUGUACUGGUUCGGGCCGCUCCUUCGUGAUAGACUCGGUUAACUCUUUGUUAGCCUUGUGGGUCGUAAUUCUUUCUCUCCAGACGCAUAUACUGCCUAAUGUAUUGCUCAUGCUCAUUCUGUACCGAGAUAGUCCUAAUAUCCAUAGGGUUGUAGAUUGAUUUCCCUUGAAAAAGCUAUGCUUCUUUCCUUGGAUGAUAAGCAUGUUCGGCAGCUAUGUGGAAUUCUUAAGAUAAACGGUCUUUAGUAUCUUUUGGUGCAUCUGCGUGCACGUAACAGUCUGUUAGUUUCUCUUUAUAUAAUGAAAAAAAUAUGCUGCUGUCGCUUGUUUAUUAUUAUCUAUCAUUUGUAGAUUGAUUUUUAGGCCACCUGUGCUUGUAUGUAUAAUUUCUAGUCUCUUGAAUGAAUAAUUUUUCUUUAUGUGUCAUGCGUCUUGUGUUACUACAUACAUCUGUCGUGAAGUACAUGGUUCCAGAACUAUGGUAACCCGUAGUUUGCUCUACCCGUGAUAGUAGGAUGAUGGAAGCAUCACUACUGAAUGUAGUUCAUGUUUCUUCAUAUAAUCAUCAUUUACUAGAGUUUCUCUUCUUCUUGCUACUGCUUGGUUUUUGACGCCACUAGCUUGUACUAAAACGUAAACACAUCAUAUUGUUUUCAUCAAACUAGUGUACCUUGAGCAUGCAAAGUAAACACAUGCUACUCCACUUGUCUAUUUGUACAUAAUUUUUUUUUAAAAUAAACCGAGCUAAUAAACCAAACGAUGCGAACACAUUCAGUUCUGAAAUUUGUCUACUCCACUUGUUUGAUUGUACUAAAACCUUUGUUUGCAUGUUUCUAAAAUACAGAGAAGAACACCCUGUGUUCUGGUAAAAUAUUUUUUUGCUAUGAUAUGAAAUCCCAUGAUGUGUGUGUUGUUUCAGUUUCUGUAGCUACAACAAAGUCCCAGUUUACUCUGUACUUGCGUUUGAUGAUUGCUGGCUAAAUUUACAGUUGAAAUAAUAGUAGCCAAGGAGUAGAUACAAGACGUAUUUACCGUAUUUUGCAUGGAAUGUUAAAAAUCAGUUUUGUUGUGGUUUCUUGUUCUGUCAGUCAAAUUGCAUAAGAUGGGAGUAUCACAACAUGCAUAUACUGAAGAUGGGAGUAUCACAACCUGAAUGUGCAGCUUAUGUAGUUUCUGUAUUUUUGUUAAAGCAUGGAGUAGCUUCUAUAGUUUCUGUAUUUUUGUUAAAGCAUGGAGUAGCUUCUAUAGCUUCCUCACAAGUUAAUGCUUCGCUCGUCCGGGUGUGUGAUAAAGCCAUUUGUCUUGUGCAAUCAGAUUACAUUUCUGUUUGUUAUGGUAAUAUAAAAAUAUUCGUGCUGUCAAAAUUUUCACAGUGCGUGUCUUUCAUUUCUUUAAUUUGAUUGUUUCCCUUGUAUUCAAUAUGCUUCUAGUGGCUGAUCCUUCCAUUUUUGUUGUGGCAUAUUUAUUUUCACAGGUGUUGUGUGUUCUGGAAGAUGGAAGAGGAAGAAAUUGUUGAACUAAAUUUUCUGUAUUCUGUUUUGUUGUACGUAUCAUUUGAUAGUUUUGUAUAGGAACAAGUGAUACUAUUUUGUAGGGCUUUAUGGCCUGUGAUGUAAACAUAUUUAGUGCUGAAAUAUGAAAUUAUUUGCAAAAUUUGUCAAAAAGGUGGAUCAUAUGUAUGAAUAUGUGAAUGGGCUGAAAAGAGUACUGGACCAACUCCAGGAUUGAAUUAA